UGCUAGCCUCCUACCUUCCUUUUCUUUUCUAUUCCCUUUUGCUAUAUUUUGCAUUACUAGCGAUCGUAACCAAAUUUUUGCUAUGCUGUUCUGCCUAAUGUUUGACUCUCAUUGGCUACAAGUGGGUCAUAGGACUUUGAUCGCUGUGAUCAUCCUAAGACUCGUUAAUAGUGGCGCUCCCAGGCCACCCAGAAAGGGCCGCUUAAGGAGAAAAUGUUUCAAACUUGGAUUAUUUAACACCGCUCUAGUCCCCUUCUUUGCGACACUAUGGGCAAUAUCAUCGUCUCCAGUCUUCAUUCUCUAUUGCCAUUAUGCGCUUUCUGUCACUUCGUUUCGCUAGCGCUGCGGCGUUAACAGCCGCCGUGGGAAACUCUCUGUCAACAGACUCAGCGGCCGAGGAGAUCAUCACUCGCGAUGUUUGUAUUAUCGGGGGCGGUGCUUCAGGGGCAUAUGCUGCCAUCCAGCUUAAGGACCAGGGGCACAGUGUUGUCGUGGUCGAACGGAAGGACCGGCUAGGCGGGCAUUCAGUAACUCAAUACCUCCCCGGUGGCAGCCAUAUCAACUAUGGUGUUGAGGGGGUGUUCCGUGACACUGUCUCGACGGAGUUUUUAAAGCGGCUUGAUGUCGAGUAUGAACCGCUGCUCCCAGCCACUCCACUGACCGAUUACGUCGACUUCAAGACGGGCCAGAAGGUUCCUCCCAACAACAACAUCAUCAGCACUACGAUAGCGGUGCUGCUUUGGCGGGCCGCAAUAGAGCAAUUUAACUUUUUGAGCAGUGGACUCUACAACCUCCCGAAUCCCAUCCCGGAAGUACUGCUGCAGCCGCUUGGCGACUUCGUCAAGAAUCACGCCCUAGAAGGUGCUCUUAACCUCAUUUUCCAGUUCUCCUCUAACACAGGAAAGAUGCUCGAGACUCCGCUGCUCUACGUGCUCCAGAACUUCGGCAUUGCGCAUCUCAACGCACUGCUUGGGGGUUAUGUUAAACCGAGAGACGGCAUGGCGAAGAUUUACGACAGCGCUGGCGCAGUUCUAGGCUCGCAUAAUAUUCGUUAUCAAACGACUGCCAUCGAAGUGAAUCGCACUGACUCCGGAGUAAGCGUCCGAGUGCAGGACUCGACCACCGGCGCCCGCACACUCAUCAAGGCCAAGAAGCUCCUUGUUACUAUUCCACCAACCAUGGCCAACAUGCAGCCAUUCGACCUUAACGAGACCGAGGAGCGACUCUUCCGGAAAUGGGACUGGAAGACCUACUAUGUCGCCCUCAUCACCAACCACGGCAUCCCAGACAACUUCAACGUCGCCAACCUCGAUCCGACUCAACCCUACAGCCUGCCCAUUCCACCGUUUCAGUGGGAGCUCGAGUACAUGGGCGUUCCAGGCUAUCACAUCAGCAAGAUCGUCGGAGACCGCAACUUUACGCAGCAGGAUGCCAAUAACCUCGUCCUGGCCGACAUUCAGCGCAUGGCGGGCACUUACCCCAUCCGAGAGCCCACCAUCGUGGCGUAUGGAGACCACACGCCCACAACGAUGCGGGUGUCAGUCGAGGACGUCCGGAACGGGUUUUAUCGAGACUUGUACGCGCUACAGGGCAAGAGAAGCACAUAUUACUCUGGCUUGUCGUUUUGCUCGGACUAUUCGUCGCUGAUUUGGGCGUAUACGAAGGAUGUCACUGCCGAGAUGUUUGCUUGAGACGAGUUGACUGACGCAAUGUAAUGGUACUUUACGAUAGUUUAAAAGUGGAAAAUGUUAAAUCGG
Messenger RNA from Pseudogymnoascus verrucosus, 1757 nucleotides. RefSeq lists its product as uncharacterized. NCBI's taxonomy places the organism in Eukaryota, Fungi, Ascomycota, Leotiomycetes, Thelebolales, Thelebolaceae. The record is from RefSeq and is a predicted model, not a curated record. The transcript has a single exon. Bases 312 to 1691 code for a protein of 459 amino acids. Gene Ontology annotation, molecular function: oxidoreductase activity.